Lindgomyces ingoldianus is the source of this 1850-nucleotide messenger RNA. RefSeq lists its product as uncharacterized. The record is from RefSeq and is a predicted model, not a curated record. Gene Ontology annotation, biological process: maturation of SSU-rRNA; ribosomal small subunit biogenesis. Lineage: Eukaryota; Fungi; Ascomycota; Dothideomycetes; Pleosporales; Lindgomycetaceae. Gene Ontology annotation, molecular function: RNA endonuclease activity. The coding region runs from base 162 to 1850 and encodes 562 amino acids. The transcript has 3 exons. Gene Ontology annotation, cellular component: preribosome, small subunit precursor.
UGAAAUUCUCUCUUAAUCGUCCAAAGCCCUAAUACCCACACCUUUUCUAGUUGAACGGUUUUCAACUUCACUCGCCUAAGCAAGAUCGUGCUCCGUGACGGCAUCAGGCUCGUGAGGCUGCCUAACAUUUUCAUCACACCAGGUCUUCUCGAAUCUCCAUCAUGGCGUUACAAAAGCCCAUCCAAGCCCUGGUAAUUGACACUGGACCUCUUAUUAAGAACACUGUGGCCAUAUCCACCGUUCUGCAGCAGGCUGGGGAGCUUUACACCACCUCCGCCAUUCUUUCGGAAAUCCGUGACGCUGCUACACGUUCAAGAGUGGAGACAACCCUCCUUCCAUUUCUGAAAGUCAGGAAUCCGACUCCGGCCAGCUAUGAAAUUGUUGCCCAGUUCAGUAAGAAGACAGGAGACUUUCCGGUCCUCAGCAGCCAAGACUUAGGAAUCUUGGCGCUUGCCUAUGAGAUUGAAUGCGAGAAGUCAGGUGGCAAUUCGAAGGUGAGGACUACGCCUAGCCCAAAGGAGACGGUUCCGCCUGCACCAAAGAACGACGGUAAGAGACUGCAAGGCCGGUCGAGGAGAAAUAAGAAAGGUGCGACUUCCAAGACUCAAGAAUCAAAUGACGCUACAACUAAGGUCGUGAAAUCCACCGCCACGAAGGAGAUGCCCGUCCAGACAGUGGAACGAACGCCAGUAGCACCAUGGGCUAAGAAUAAGUCUCCCGCUGUCAGUCUAGUCGAGAAAACCCUGCCAACGCUUCAGGUGUCAUCACUCACAAUUGCGGAGGAUACGACCCCAGCAACGAAUGAGCCGGAGCUCGCUGCUUCAGAAGCCUACGCCGCUAAAUCGAAGGUCACAUCAACACUGUCACCAGAGCCUUUAGGUUCAUCAACUAAUCCCGAACAUUUUGAUCAAGUGUUAUCAGAUCUAAAAAAAUCAUCACCAGAACCUUCGCAUGACACAAAUCCCCCAGAACUCCUCAGGUCAGAGGAGGAGCUUUCCAAAUCGGAGACGCUAUCAAUAUCAGCGUCUGAGCCUACAAAACUACCACCCAACAGGACCUCUUCAGAAGAAUUUCCAACUCCCCAAAUUCCCCCGCAAGGCCUCGAGGAAGUAUCCGAACCAUCAGACGAUAGCGAUGGAGAAUGGAUAACCCCCGCCGGCAUCUCCAAGCACACCGCCAAAGUUUUCGGAGUCUCUACGAAAUCUCCUGCCGAACCUACUCAGAUGGCUGUAGCAACUAUGACCACCGACUUCGCCAUGCAAAAUGUGCUCCUCCAAAUGAACCUCAACAUCCUCUCACCAAACAUGGACAUCAUCAAAACGCUCCGAACCUAUAUUCUCCGCUGCCAUGCCUGCUUCUUCACAACCAAGCAAAUGGAAAAGCAAUUCUGUCCGCGCUGCGGCCAGCCUACCCUCACCCGUGUCGCGUGCUCCACCAACAAGAACGGCGAAUUCAAACUCCAUCUCGCGAAGAACUUCCAGUGGAACACGAGAGGGAAUAGAUAUAGUAUCCCGAAACCAGUAGCAGGGUCAGCGAAUGGGAAAGUGGCAGGAGGAGGGAAAGGAGCGUGGGGUAACGAGCUGAUUUUGGCGGAGGAUCAGAAGGAGUAUGUGAGAGCUAUUGGGGAGGAGAAAAGGGUAAAGGCGAGGGAUCUUAUGGAUGAGGAUUAUUUGCCAGGGAUUCUUACUGGGGAUAGGGGGAGAGUGGGCGGUAGGCCUCGGGAGGAGGGUUUAGAGUGGGGCUUCCAAAACUAUAUCAGUGGGUGCUUAGAAUACUAUGUCUCCGAAUCCACUUCCAGAAUCCCCAGUUCCACUCUCCAAAUUCCUAUAUCUGAAAACCAGGUAUUGUAA